This is a messenger RNA of Amborella trichopoda, 1098 nucleotides long. Its product is annotated as small ribosomal subunit protein eS6. Lineage: Eukaryota; Viridiplantae; Streptophyta; Magnoliopsida; Amborellales; Amborellaceae. Gene Ontology annotation, molecular function: structural constituent of ribosome. Gene Ontology annotation, cellular component: ribosome. The record is from RefSeq and is a predicted model, not a curated record. Gene Ontology annotation, biological process: translation.
CAUACACUGACCGACCAUUGCGAUUUUAAUGUUGAGCUGAGAAACCCUAACAUCUUCUGUUUUCUGUCUUUGCUUCGUCUCGUCUGGUUUUGAAGCUCUUCAAAAAUGAAGUUCAACAUCGCUAACCCAACCACUGGUUGCCAGAAGAAGCUGGAGAUAGACGAUGACCAGAAGCUGCGAGCCUUCUAUGACAAGAGGAUCUCUCAGGAGGUCAGUGGAGAUGCUUUGGGAGAGGAAUUCAAUGGCUAUGUAUUCAAGAUAAUGGGAGGCUGUGAUAAACAGGGGUUCCCAAUGAAGCAGGGAGUUCUAACUCCUGGCCGUGUCCGCCUGCUACUUCACAGAGGCACCCCUUGUUUUCGUGGCUAUGGGAGGCGUGAUGGGGAGCGUAGGAGGAAGUCAGUGCGUGGGUGCAUUGUAAGCCAAGAUUUAUCGGUUUUGAAUUUGGUGAUUGUGAAGAAGGGUGAGAACGAUCUUCCCGGGCUCACGGACACUGAGAAGCCAAGGAUGAGGGGUCCAAAGAGGGCUUCGAAGAUCCGCAAGCUUUUCAACCUCUCCAAGGAGGAUGAUGUUCGCAAAUAUAUCAACACAUAUCGACGUACCUUUACAACAAAGGCUGGCAAAAAGGUUAGUAAGGCUCCAAAGAUUCAGAGGCUGGUCACCCCAUUGACCAUUCAGAGGAAGCGAGCAAGGAUGGCGGAGAAGAAGAAGAGGAUUGCCAAGGCCAAGGCUGAGGCAGCAGAGUAUCAGAAGCUCCUUGCCUCGAGGCUCAAGGAGCAGAGGGAGAGGAGGAGUGAGAGCUUGGCAAAGAAGAGAUCCAGGCUCUCUGCUGCAUCAAAGCCUUCGGUUGCUGCUUAGGUCUCAAUUUUGUCCUCUCCUUGUUUCCUUCCAGCAAGUUAAAAGUAUGGGUGUUUUGUAUUCCGUAGGAACUGCUCUUGAGAUUGUGAGGUGAUUUUGCGUUAUCUCAAAAUUUUGUGGAAGUAGGUGCAUUAUUUUGAGAGGAUAUGAGAGUCGUACUUGGUUAUUGAGUUUAUUUGAAUAUAUUCAGGAGAUGUAAUGGCCGUACUUAUGGAAUAUCGUAAUUUUCUGUGCUUUUUAUCU